AUGCUCUCUGCUGCUCAGGACUCGCAUAUCGAGUUCGGGGUCGGACCCAACGACCCCCGAUACUUCGCGGGCCGCGGGGACACCGGCGGACCCCAUCUGCAACCCUACAAUUUGCAGGAGCGAUCCAGGAGCUCCUUGAAGGGGUUCCCACAGGACCCCGAUUCCCAGUUUGGACUCCAGAACCCCCGGUUGGAGCACGAUGAUCCCCAGCGUAAGCGACAAGACCUCAACUUUUUGCUCCAGGAUCUCCAGUCUGAACGCGAAGAUCCCCGGAUCUUGCGCCAAGAUUCCCAGUUUGGAGUCAACUAUCCCCAGUUUGGGGUCCAAGAUCCCCAAUUUGGGGUCCAAGAUCGUCAAUUUGGGGUCCAAGAUCCCCAAUUUGGGGUUCAAGAUUCCCAAUUUGGGGUCCAAGAUCCUCAAUUUGGAGUACAAGAUCCCCAAUUUGGGGUACAAGAUCCCCAUUUCGGGCGCGGUGGACCGCGGAUCCCAAGUCAGGAUCAGCAGCUGGUCUCGAGAAUGCUGGAUCUUUACGACGACGAUCGCGCAGAUCUCAACGAUCAGCUGGCGCUCGCCGAUCUUCUGGCGGGCCUCGGGCAGGACCGGCCCGAUGAUCGGUCUGCAGCGUUCAUGCAGCGCCUGCGGGCCGUCUUGCGGGCCGGAGACCGGGAGACGGCCCGCCGCAUGCUGGGCGGACCCGCAGGUCACGUGGUAGUGCAGCUCAGCUGCAGUUCAAGGUCACGUGGUAGUGCAGCUCAGCUGCAGUUCAAGGUCACGUGGGCCAGCCACCGCUACCAGUCCAGCUCGAGCCUCUACUCUGAUGGCCAGAGCUCCUCCUCCCCCUCCUCCCCAGCGCCCUCCCCCUCCCCCACACACAUCCCUCCCUCCACCAUCACCAUGUCAUCACUACGCACCACAUCACGCAUCACAUACACAUCAUCAGCAUCAUUCCAGUCAUCAUUCACGCCUCUCACCAAGCGAUGGAACUCCACGCAAGACUUCACCGGGACCGUCCCGUGCCCGGUCCCGGGGCACAACGGGACCCUCGGCACCCCUGCCGGCACCCCCACUCCCACCCCCACAACCCCCAGCACCAACCUCGCCAG
Hyalella azteca is the source of this 1103-nucleotide messenger RNA. RefSeq lists its product as uncharacterized. The annotation marks the transcript as partial. The record is from RefSeq and is a predicted model, not a curated record. The transcript is spliced from 4 exons. Lineage: Eukaryota; Metazoa; Arthropoda; Malacostraca; Amphipoda; Hyalellidae.